AUGGCGGAUGCUAGUUCUAGGAUUAAAAUGUCAUCAUCAGGUAUUACAGCAAUCUCCAGUAUAGAAAAUAGAAGAAGAAAGAAUGUGACAAUUAGAAAACCUAUUAUUCUUGGAACCUAUGCUUUCAUGCUUUCAAUUGCAGAGCAAAAGAAAAGAGGUGAUAAUGCAACUCAUUCUUGGACUUGUUUUUUAAGAUCUCCUGAUAAUGAAGAUAUUUCAUAUUAUGUUAAAAAGGUUGUUUUUUCUCUUCAUCCAAGUUUUCUUAAUCCAAACAGAGUUGUUGAAAAAUGCCCCUUUGAAGUCACAGAAUGUGGUUGGGGAGAGUUCGAUAUUAUGGCAAAAAUUUAUUUUGUUGACUCAUCUGAAAAACCUGUAGAAAUUAAGCAUUUUUUGAGAUUAUACCCACCAGGUACAACUGAUGUAAGAAGUGUAAAAUUCCCUUCAGACAAUACUCCUUCUGAAUGUGUUGCUUCAGAAACCUAUGAUGAAUUCAUUUUCUAUGAGCCAACGGAGAAAUUCUAUGAAAAACUGAUUUCUGGCCCAAUUCAACCCAUGGCUCAACAUAGACUACAACCAUAUUUUCAUAAGACUGAUAAGUUUACUUUUGAAAAAACAUUGGCAGCUGCCCAUGUUUCUAUUCAAAACGAGAUGGCAUCCUUGAGGGCUGAAAUUGCUCAGAUUACUCUAGAUAUUCAAAAUAUUCGUGAAAAUUACUAUUCUCUUAGACCUUCUGAAGUUGCAGGUAUGUUUCCUCAACAAUCUAUGGCUGAUCAAAGUCCUGUAAGUGAAUCAAAGAGCUCACAAAUAAUGCACCAACAACCCGAAUUAAAUCUUCCUCCUGGAGGAACUUUUCCACAAAAGUCUGAAAUUUAUGCUAGAUCUCCACCUAACCAAAAGACUCAAAACUCCAAGUUUCAGGGUCUUACAAAUUCAAGACCAGACUCUAUGAUCGAUCCACAAUUCCAAUCUCAAAAUACUGAUCAAAUUCAUCAGUAUGAUUCAGGAGGCAUUAGUCAAGUUUCUGGGCAGCAAUACCACCAAAACUUUCAGCAACAACAACAUUUCCAAGCUCAUUCCACCACUAAUGAUAUCCCUUCUCAUCAAAUCCGCCAAGGACAUUCCUCGCACCAUCAAAAUAUUUUUGAUAACUCCAAAAUGGUUUCUCAUCUAAGUCAUAACCAUAACACAAAUUCUAAUCCAAACUUUAAGCAGAGCAAUUCAAUAGAUGGUGUCAACUUGGAUAUGAAUAGGCAAGCCCAAUUUCACAUUGCAAAUCAAAUGCAACCUAAUAGAAAUCCAGAAAAUCCACAUACCAUUAUAAACAAUAACCAUGCCCAGUAUUCUAGUCAUGAUCCUAAUCUACCUCCAAAAAUUGAACCUCACAUUUCAAAUCUAAACAACACUAAUAUCCAAUAA
Cryptosporidium ubiquitum is the source of this 1416-nucleotide messenger RNA. Its product is annotated as transcription factor TFIIF. The record is from RefSeq and is a predicted model, not a curated record. Gene Ontology annotation, biological process: regulation of DNA-templated transcription. Lineage: Eukaryota; Apicomplexa; Conoidasida; Eucoccidiorida; Cryptosporidiidae. The transcript has a single exon. The coding region runs from base 1 to 1416 and encodes 471 amino acids.